GGGGGCAGGAGGGGGUGGCGUCCCCGGCCGGUUUGAGGGGUGCGUUGCCCGGAGACGGAAAGUUUGGGAGCCGCAGCAGCCUCUGCGUGGCCCCCGGUGGGGGUCCGAGGAGUGGCGGUCCUGGGGAUGGGGAAGGAGCAGGAAUUGCUGGAGGCGGCCCGCACCGGGCACCUCCCGGCCGUGGAGAAGCUGCUGUCCGGGAAGCGGCUCUCCUCCGGCUUCGGCGGCGGCGGCGGCUCCGGCGGCGGCGGGGGCGGCUCCGGGGGCGGCGGCCUCGGCUCUUCCAGCCACCCGCUUUCCAGUCUGCUGAGCAUGUGGAGAGGGCCGAAUGUGAACUGUGUAGAUAGCACGGGCUAUACUCCACUACACCACGCUGCUUUGAAUGGCCACAGGGAUGUGGUUGAGGUUCUCCUGAGGAACGACGCGCUGACCAAUGUUGCUGACUCAAAAGGCUGCUACCCGCUGCACUUGGCAGCGUGGAAAGGAGACGCCCAGAUAGUGCGCUUGCUCAUCCACCAAGGGCCCUCACACACCAGAGUCAACGAACAGAAUGCUCUUGAAAUCAAAGAACUCAAAAAGUACGGCCCCUUUGACCCUUAUAUCAAUGCCAAGAACAAUGACAAUGAGACUGCCCUGCAUUGUGCAGCCCAGUACGGCCACACGGAGGUAGUGAAGGCUUUGUUGGAGGAGCUCACAGACCCCACCAUGCGCAACAACAAAUUCGAAACACCUCUGGAUUUGGCAGCGCUCUACGGGCGGCUGGAGGUGGUGAAGAUGCUGCUGAGUGCACACCCCAACCUCCUGAGCUGCAGCACUAGGAAGCACACCCCCUUACACUUGGCAGCAAGGAAUGGCCACAAGGCUGUGGUGCAGGUCCUGCUGGACGCCGGCAUGGAUAGCAACUACCAGACGGAGAUGGGCAGCGCUUUGCAUGAGGCUGCUUUGUUUGGCAAGACCGAUGUGGUGCAAAUUCUGCUGGCUGCAGGAAUCGAUGUUAACAUAAAGGACAACCGUGGGCUGACUGCCCUCGACACUGUGCGGGACCUGCCUUCUCAGAAGAGCCAGCAGAUAGCAGCACUGAUAGAAGAUCACAUGACUGGAAAAAGAAGUGUGAAAGAAGUAGAUAAGACCUCCACAGCUCAGCUACCUCUCCUCUCAGGCACAGAUGCCGUAGCACCAAAGUCUCAGGGUGAGGUGUUUCUUCACAGCCAGGAAAGAGGGAAUGUGGAGAAAGCAGUAACUGAACUGAUCAUUGAUUUUGAUACACAUGCUGAGGAGGAAGGUCCCUACGAGGCACUGUACAAUGCUGUGUCCUGCCACUCCUUGGACAGCACAGCCAGUGGGCGAUCAUCAGACCGAGAUUCCGUGAACAAGGAGGCUGAAGCCACGGGAGCAAGAACUGCUGGAGUGAGGCCUAGAGAACGUCCGCCGCCUCCAGCAAAGCCUCCACCUGAUGAAGAGGAGGAAGAGCACAUAGAUAAGAAGUAUUUGCCCUUGGCAGCCUCUGAGGGCCUGGCUGUAAGACCCAGGAUUCAAAGCAGUGUCCCCCGGGAAGAGGACGAACACCCCUAUGAGCUGCUACUCACAGCAGAGACCAAGAAGCCAGGGGCCACAGAUGGAAGAACGAAAGACCACAGGCGGAGCAGCAUCAGCCGGAGCCAGGACUCUGUGGAGGGGCAGGACGGGCAGGUCCCGGAGCAGUUCUCAGGUCUCCUCCACGGCUCCUCCCCAGUGUGUGAGGUGGGGCAGGACCCUUUCCAGCUGCUUACUGCCCCCAGCCAGAACCACCCAGAGUCCCCCCAGCAGGACGCCUACCACGAGGCCAGCAUGCAGCUAGAAGAGCCGGGUGUGCAAGGCACUGGAAAUACACAGCCCAGUGUCCUGGACCAAAGCAAGCGAGUGGGCUUCCCAGCAGGCCUGACUGCCCCAGCCAGUGGAGCACACCUCCAAACUUUGACUCACACAGUACCUCUGCACCCUGCUGGUGCUGAGGAGGACGACGACAAGAGCAUAGCCAGAAGCCGGGCCCCUCCCACCAGCAAGCCCAAAGCUGAGCUCAAACUCAGCCGCAGUUUGUCUAAGUCUGACUCUGACCUCCUGACCUGCUCCCCCACGGAGGACACUACGAUGGGGAGUCGCAGCGAGUCUCUGUCCAACUGCAGCAUCGGGAAGAAGAGGCUGGAGAAGUCACCUUCAUUUGCCUCUGAGUGGGAUGAGAUUGAGAAAAUCAUGAGCUCGAUUGGAGAAGGCAUUGACUUUUCUCAGGAACAGCAGAAGAUCUCAGGUUCUCGGACGCUGGAGCAGAGCGUCGGGGAGUGGCUGGAGUCAAUCGGCUUGCAGCAGUAUGAGAGCAAGUUGCUGCUGAAUGGCUUUGAUGAUGUCCGCUUCCUGGGGUCGAAUGUGAUGGAAGACCAAGACCUAAGGGAGAUUGGUAUCAGUGACCCACAGCAUCGGCGGAAACUGCUGCAGGCUGCACGUUCCCUGCCCAAGGUGAAGGCUCUUGGCUAUGAUGGGGUCAGCCCCCCCUCGGUGCCCUCCUGGUUGGACUCACUGGGGCUGCAAGACUAUGUCCACUCCUUCUUGUCCAGUGGCUAUAGCUCCAUUGAUGUUGUGAAGAACCUCUGGGAGCUGGAGCUUGUCAAUGUCUUGAAGGUUCACCUGCUGGGCCACCGGAAGCGCAUCAUCGCCUCUCUUGCAGAAAGACCCUAUGAGGAGCCACCCCAGAAGCCCCCAAGGUUUUCCCAGCUAAGAUUUCUUGCCCAACAGUGCCAGGAUUUAAUCUCCCAGACAUCGUCCCCGCUGAGCCAGAAUGAUUCCUGUACAGGGAGAUCGGCAGACCUGUUGCUGCCCUCAGUAGAAACGAGCAGGAGGCGUCAUGACAGCCCAUAUGACCCUGGGGCAGCCUGUCGAGCAGAGCGCUUCAGAGUCCAGGAGGAGCCCAGCGAGACCAAGCUGACCCUCCGCCCACCCAGCCUGGCUGCCCCCUACGCUUCUGUGCAGAGCUGGCAGCACCAGCCAGAAAAACUCAUCUUUGAAUCCUGUGGUUAUGAGGCCAAUUAUCUGGGCUCCAUGCUGAUCAAAGAUCUUCGAGGGACAGAAUCCACACAAGAUGCCUGUGCCAAAAUGCGGAAAUCUACCGAGCACAUGAAGAAGGUUCCCACCAUCAUCCUGUCCAUCACGUACAAAGGGGUCAAGUUCAUCGAUGCUUCCAACAAGAAUGUCAUUGCUGAGCAUGAGAUCCGGAACAUUUCUUGCGCUGCGCAGGACCCAGAGGACCUGUGUACCUUCGCUUACAUCACCAAGGACCUGCAGACUAACCACCACUACUGCCACGUUUUCAGCACUGUGGAUGUGAACCUCACCUAUGAGAUUAUCCUGACCCUGGGGCAGGCAUUUGAGGUGGCCUAUCAGCUGGCCCUUCAGGCCCAGAAAUCGAGGACCAUGGGGGCCUCUGCAGCAGCGAUGAUUGAGACAAAAUCUUCCAAACCGGUGCCUAAGCCUCGGGUCGGCGUGAGGAAGUCUGCAGUGCCGAUGCCCCCCGAUAUUCGCUGUUGUCACUGUUACUCCUGCACCACCCACCGUCCUUCCUACCUUCCGCUGCCGUCUCUUAGUCCCGGAGUCAAGCUGGAACCACCUGAUUCGGACCAAGAGGCCCCAUCCCACGCUAGUGUUUCCUGGAUUGUGGACCCAAAGCCGGACUCUAAGCGGAGCCUCAGCACCAACUGAGCCACUGAGGAGCCACACUGUGCUGCGGAGACACAUGUGGGGAGCACAGGCUCCUGCCCCCCCAGCACCGAGAGCCUCGCCUGCAUCUCUGAAGACCCAGGCCCCACCCUGCCCAUAGGACCUCCUUUCAGCUGCUUGGCUUGGGCCUGCCACCACCUACAGAACAAACCCUGCCGUGGAGGCAGAGAAGACGCCAGGCAUGUAGCCGAGAGGACCAUAACUCUGCGUGGCCUAAGAGUGGCCCUGUCCAGGACAUGUUUUUAAUAGGAAAAUAUUUUUUUUUUUUUUUAUCAAUUUUUAACACUUGGCUCCAGCUUCUGGGUAAAGCUGCCUGCCAAUCAAGGACACGGUAACAGACUGGAAGAAACCUCAUCCUUACAGCCCUCUACCUUCAGAGGGGGUGGCUUGAGGCAUAGUUGAGACUUCAGUCUUUUUGUGUCUAGCUACUAGUCUAGAGCUGGACUGUGGUGAUGACACUUGAAUCAGAGCAGAAGUUUCCGAGGCUCCAAAUGGGGAUAGCAAGUAGUUUGUGGUGUGGGGAACUCCUUGGUACUAUCUAGGUUAGUACUGCCCAAGGCGGCUGUCCCGUGUUGGUGUCAGGCUACAGCAGCCAUAUCAGAAGGGAGAAGUGGCUUUAUUUGGGGCAUUAGUGGGAAUGUCAGCUAAGAUUGCAGCUUGCCAGCUUGGGACUUGUCUGGUCUGGCCUCAUUCUGGUUUUUGUUGGCUGUUGUAUCAUCUGUUGCUGGACACAGCUGUCCCAGAUGUGGAAAAGGCUAGGUCAGGUGACAGUCCUCAGGACAAGCUGGUGUCCCUUAAACUCUUUUGCUAGCUUACUUUGCUUUUUAAGGUGAUGGGUGGUGGUCAUCCUCCUGGGCUUGAGGAACAGAGUGCUGGGGGACAGGGACCCAGCCAGGACAGUCAUUCACUGGCGUUUCUGGAGUAGGGAGCAAAAAGGAGCAGCACUGAGCCCUUGGGGGCAGGCUUCAGGCUUUCCUGUCUGCACCCACUCUGGUCCUGGGGACAGGAAGCCAGACUUAAAGCAGUCUGAACUGCAGUUCUGGGCAUGUGCAAGCCCAGAGAUCUUCUGGCUGGUCAGUUGGGAGCAGGCUUUGCCUUUGCUGAACCUGGGGGCUGCCCCACUGCUGUGUACUUAGCACAGCAGGUGCUAGGGUACAGCUCUGGGAAGAAGCCAGUGUCCCCCAAUGCUAGGUACUGGUGACAGAUCUUCCUUUCCCAGCCUCAUACAUUGAGCCCUGGAGAGCUCCCCUCAGCUCUCACCUUGUGAGAUUCCAGGGAGCCCCUUCCUGCUCCCAGAGAUGAUCAGUGGGCUCUGUGGUGGGCGCAGAGCCUGGGGACACUGUAGACACUACGAUGAGUUCAAGCUGCAUUUUGCUCUAAAAUCACAGGCAGACACUUCCUCCCUUUGACGCUGCUAUGUCUUAUUUAUUCAGGGUGUUUCUAUCAGAUAGUCUUCGGCUUGUCUGCUCUGGGUCUCCUUUCAAGAUUGGUUUCUGAAUAUUCCAGAAAUUCCUCCUCUUCUCCUCCGAGUGGGUCUCUCCCUUUUAGGACAGGUGCCAAGUGGAAGGGUCUGCCUUUCGCACUCGUGAGAGUCAUAUCCUGUGACAAAAUCAAGGCUGUGCAUCAACUGUGAAGGAGAGCCAUUCCAGUAAGUGGUGGAAUGGGCCCAGUGCCCUCACCACAGUGGCCAGUCACAGGCUCCCUUGUCUGCCUUUUGGCUAGCCAGCCACCCUAAGCAGGAGGUUCACUUCAGCAGGCUCUGCACCCCGACAGGGUACUCCAGGCUCUGCCUCAGAGGUUGCCUAUAGGGAGUUCUCAGAAGCCUAGCUAGGGUUGAGCGUUCAGAACAUGUGGCUGCAAUUGUCGAGAUGUUUCACAGUCAGCUUGUGAGGUGCUGGGGUCUGUACUUCAGGUCACGGAGUUGUUGCUCAUGGCGGACAGUGGGACUGGAUUGUAAGAAAAAUGUUAUUUAAUCUUUGUUUCCGUAUUUUGAUACUUGAAUGACUUCCCUUUUGUUUUACUGUACAUAAAAUUGUAACCUGUCUGAUUUUGUUUGAAUUAUAAACACCUUGUGGUACCAAACGUAACCAACCUGUGCAGCAGCAUAGACUGACCUCACUACAGAGUGUGUGCAUAUCCUGGGCUUCCAGCUCUGUUUGUUAUUUUUGUAGCUGUGCAGCUUAGGACAGACUGAGCUAAUAAAGGAGAGCAGUGGAAUCCA
Messenger RNA from Phodopus roborovskii (desert hamster), 5965 nucleotides. It is a transcript of the gene Anks1a, whose product is annotated as ankyrin repeat and sterile alpha motif domain containing 1A. Bases 127 to 3726 code for a protein of 1199 amino acids. Gene Ontology annotation, molecular function: protein binding. The transcript has 26 exons. Gene Ontology annotation, cellular component: cytosol. Lineage: Eukaryota; Metazoa; Chordata; Mammalia; Rodentia; Cricetidae. The record is from RefSeq and is a predicted model, not a curated record.